CGAGGUGGGCGCGUGGCAGCAGUCAUGCGGGACUACAUUAGCUUGAGGGCCCAGGCGCUGCUGGCUAAAAAGCCUGUCAAGAGAGGCGACGUGAUUCUGACCUCGAAGCCUUUCUGCACGCUGCUCGACUCCUCCGUCGUCGGCUGCUACUGCGAGUACUGCUUUGUCUCCUUCGUGAAGGACCGCCUGUUGACACGAUGCUCCGGGUGCGGGCGUGCCUACUACUGCAGCGAGAUGUGUCAGGAGCUGGGUCGUGCCCUCCACUGGCGGGAAUGUGUGGUGUUUCGCCGCAGACCAAACUACCAGCCCAAGGACUCCGCCAGGUUCCUCGCGAGGCUCAUCUGGGUGCUCAAGGACGGCGGUGAGGCGCGCGUGGAGAAGAUUGACGACAAAAGAAGUAGACGCUUUAAGGACCUUGUGAGCCACCGAAGGGAGGUGAGCAGGGACGAGGAGCAGACGAAGAACCUGGACAGCCUGAUGCCAGACCUUCGCCAGCUGGUGGGGAAGAGAGUCAUGCCCACUCGAGACUACCUGUUGGAAAUCUUUGGCAAGGUUCGCGUGAACAGUUUCUGCCUCCUGGACGACCGUCUCACGCCCAUCGGCACCAGCCUGUACCUCGCGGCGUCCUACAUCGACCACGACUGCCACGCCAACGCCUUCGUCACCUUCUUCAGGAACAAGCUGGUGGUGCGCUCCCUGGUGGACUGGCCCAAUCUGGACUGGAGCAGAGUGAGGAUCAGCUACCUGGACAUCAUGAACACCCGCACCUACCGCCAGGACUACCUCGCGCGCCACUACUACUUCACUUGUGACUGUCGCUUGUGCCGGGAUGACGCCCAUGACCUCCUCACGUCCACGGUACCGUGCGGAUCUUGCGGUGAACCCGUGUACCUGGAUGAGGAAGCUGAGGAUGCUGUGGGGCCUUGCGACGCGUGUGGUAAUAAAUCCUUCCCAGAUAACCUGAGGCAAGACUACCGCCGCGUGGCAGACCUCACCCGCCUUCACCUCAAGGAUCUGGACGAGGCAAACCCAGACCUGGAGGUGUGGAUGGAGGUGGUGGCGGCGCAAGAAGGCCUCAUGCACCCACUCAACCUGCUGCGGGCCAAGGCGCUGGACGCCCAGCUCAUGGCCACCUUCGUCCGCCAGGGUUGGCACACCGCCUGGGGACUCGCCAAGAAGAACCACGCAGCCAUGAGACAUUAUUACGGAGCCAAGCAUCCGACCUACGGCUUGUUCCUCAUGAGGCUGGGCAAGAUUGAGCUGUGCAACCUGGCCUUCUCAGACGCCUUCGAGCACCUGAGGGAGGCUGAGGAGAUCCUGGAGGCUGGUCUGGGCUCAAACCAUCGUUUGGUGUUCGACGAUCUCACGUGGCUGCUCAUUCAAGCCAGCGAGGAGAAGAAGAUACAGAUUCAGCGCUCACUCAUCUAUGGGAACCACCUCACUGCUCCCUCCUCCCGCCAGCAGCACGCCGAGGCCCACAGCCACGCCCACACCCGCGGCAGGAGCUGAGGGGCAGAGGACAGUGAGUCAAGUAGGUUCGAAUGCUUGAAGUGGAUUUCCUAAGCGCUUCGUGGAGUGAGCAGCAGCUUUCUUUAUCUCCGAGUUCGGGCGCGUAUCGGGCGCUAUGUUACCGCUUGCGGUGAGGGAAGAGCUUGCGGUAUCCAUGCGAAGGGUGAAAAAAACAAGAAAAAAAAAACUACAGAGUUUUAAGCUUGUCUGUUCUCGUGUGUAGAGAGGAGGUAGUUAAGUCCUCGGUAAACAAAGGCGCCAACCUCGCAAAACAUACGCUAGGUGAUGAUAGUGAUGCUGGUGGCGGGACGCGGCGGGCAAAGUUACAGUGUUUUCUUCAUGUCAUAGAAGCAGCAGGUGUUUUGUGCAUACUUAGUGAGUGCUGCGUGUUGCGUGUGUUGCUUGCGGUACUGAGGAGUAGAGGAGAAACGGGUGAGGGCAAAAAACAUAGGAAAGAGGGUUGGAGGAAGGGAGGAAGUGGCAGAGGUAUAUGGAAAGUGAAAGGAGAGAGGGAGACCAGUCCCUUACCCCUCUGUACAAUACAGCUUAGAACAAAUACAUCUGCGUCUUAGUCACCUCUUCAUGUAGACAGUUGGUAAAAACGAAUGGAAAAUUAGAAGAAAGAGACCAAACGGUAUUAAUUAUGCAAGUCUUCAUUUGUGCUCAUUACCAUUAUAUAAUAUUCACACACACCUCGCAGUCACCUGUCUACCAACACGUAAGUCAUGUCACGUGUCCUGCAGCUAUUUCACAGUGACUGGUGACUCAUGUGGGGUUGCAGACUCUGGAAGCUUGCAUGCACGGACUUGAAAGGUUGAUAAGUGACGGACACCUGGAACCGGAUGGCAAAAGAAAAAAAAAAG
Messenger RNA from Scylla paramamosain (green mud crab), 2372 nucleotides. Its product is annotated as histone-lysine N-methyltransferase SMYD3-like. The transcript is spliced from 9 exons. The coding region runs from base 25 to 1509 and encodes 494 amino acids. Gene Ontology annotation, cellular component: nucleus. The record is from RefSeq and is a predicted model, not a curated record. Lineage: Eukaryota; Metazoa; Arthropoda; Malacostraca; Decapoda; Portunidae. Gene Ontology annotation, molecular function: protein binding.